AUGAAGGACGACGCCCCCCAACAUGAAGAAUACGCCCAGAGUGAUUCCAAAGGCUUAGGUGAGUUGAUUGACCUGGAUGAGGCCGUCCUACGAGCCCAGGGCCACGAUGCAGAACUCAAGCGGUCGUUCUCUUGGGUGGGUGCACUUGGGCUGGCAUUUAGUAUUGUCAACUCCUGGUUGACCUAUGCUGCGUGCUUCGGGGUAGCCUUUAGCUACGGUGGAGGUUUAGUUGCAGUAUUCAGCCCCAUCCUCUCCGCUCUGACACAGUUGAUUAUGCUUCAAGGAGUCUCGGAGCUCGCGUCUGCAUUCCCAUCUUCUGGUGGCCAGUACCACUACACAUAUAUUAUAGCACCCGACCGAUUCAAGAACGUCGCCGCCUAUGUUGUCGGGAUGAUUAACGUUAUUGCAUGGUGGAUCAAUACGGCAUCGGGCACGAUCUAUACAGCCAUUUCUGCAUUUGGGAUCUGCGAGUUCCUAGUCCCCGGGUUUGCAGGGACGCAGUGGCAGGUAUAUUUAUGCUAUCUACUGGUUAUCCUCCUCACUCUACUACCUAUAUUCGUGAUUCCUCAGCAUCGCAUCGAAGGUAUGACCAAAACAUCCAUGUGUCUCUCCAUUAUCGGAAUGUUCCUCGUCAUCAUCGUCUGCCUGGUCAUGGGCAGAGGGAACUAUCACCCCGGUACCAUCCUAAAUUCCAGUCGGACCAGCGGCUGGGGCCCUGGAGUAGGAUGGCUGUUAGGGAUCGGAAAUGGAGAAUACGCAUUCGUCGCUGCAGGGGCUUGCGUCCAUAUCUCGGAGGAGGUUCCCAAGCCGAACCGCAGGAUCCCGCUUGUUAUAAAUAUGACCAUUUUGAUCGGAGUGCUUACCCUCGUGCCUUGGAUUAUUGCAAUGACCUGCAGUAUCCAAGACAUCGAAGCGGUCCAGAAUGCAUUCGUGCCCAGCUUGGAGCUGUUCUACCAGGCGACUGGGAACAAGGCUGCAGCGGCUGUUCUCCAGGUGUACCUGACAUUCGUAUACUACACCUGCGUCCCCAGCCAGUGGAUUACAAGCAGUCGAAUGACAUGGGCAUUUUCGCGAGAUAACGGCCUCCCCUUCUCAAGCUACUGGGCAAAGAUAGACGAGAACCGACGUAUCCCUGUCCGAGCAACACUUCUCUCCGCCGGCUUCUGCGCCAUCUACGGCCUGCUGUAUAUAGCGAGCACGCAGGCCUUUAAUUCAAUCAUCAACACCGCCGUCCUGGUGCUCAACAUUACAUAUACAGUGCCGCAGGGAAUCCUGGCUACAUGUGGACGGGGUCGGCUUCCAAGACGGUACUACGAUCUAGGGUAUGCCGGGUACGCAGUGAAUGUUUUCUCUGUGGGCUGGCUCAUUAUUAGUGGUGUCUUCUUUUGCUUUCCCACCGAGAACCCGCCUACGUUGGGGAAUAUGAAUUAUAACUCGGCUGUCCUCUGUGGAAUUAUUGCGAUCGUUCUGGUGUGUUGGAUAGAGCGGAGGAAGAGAUUCUCUGGGCCUGCGAUUGAUUGGGAGGCUCUGAAUACCGCGCAGGCUGUGCAUGGAUAG
Messenger RNA from Aspergillus versicolor CBS 583.65, 1557 nucleotides. RefSeq lists its product as uncharacterized. Gene Ontology annotation, cellular component: membrane. NCBI's taxonomy places the organism in Eukaryota, Fungi, Ascomycota, Eurotiomycetes, Eurotiales, Aspergillaceae. Gene Ontology annotation, biological process: transmembrane transport. The record is from RefSeq and is a predicted model, not a curated record. Bases 1 to 1557 code for a protein of 518 amino acids. The transcript is spliced from 8 exons. Gene Ontology annotation, molecular function: transmembrane transporter activity.